AUGUCAGACGGCGACGUGAAAAUGCAGGAAUCGACUGAGUUCUCUAUCAAGCCAGAGAACUCCAAGGCUUCCACUGAUACCUCGACUUGGCCCUUAUUGUUGAAGAACUAUGACAAGCUGUUGGUCCGUUCUGGUCACUAUACCCCAAUUCCUAACGGAUGUUCACCUUUGAAGAGAGAUUUGAAGAGUUACAUUUCCUCUGGUGUUAUUAAUCUGGAUAAGCCCAGUAAUCCUAGUUCGCACGAAGUUGUUGCUUGGGUUAAGAGAAUUUUGAGAGUUGAGAAGACUGGUCACUCUGGUACCUUGGAUCCUAAGGUCACUGGUUCUCUUAUUGUCUGCAUCGAUAGAGCCACUCGUUUGGUUAAGUCUCAGCAAGGUGCCGGUAAGGAGUAUGUGUGUAUUGUUAGAUUACACGAUGCUCUUGAUGACGAGAAGGACUUGGGCCGUGCUAUUGAGAACUUGACUGGUGCUCUCUUCCAAAGACCUCCUCUUAUUUCUGCCGUUAAGAGACAGCUCCGUGUUCGUACUAUCUAUGAUUCUAAGCUUAUUGAGUUCGAUAAUGACCGUCACUUGGGUGUUUUCUGGGCUAGUUGUGAAGCUGGUACUUAUAUGAGAACUCUUUGUGUCCAUUUGGGCAUGCUCUUAGGAGUUGGUGGUCACAUGCAAGAGCUUCGUCGUGUGCGUUCUGGUGCUCUUUCUGAGUCUGACAACAGUGUCACCUUACACGAUAUCCUCGAUGCUCAAUGGGUUUACGACAACACCAAAGACGAAUCAUAUCUUAGAAGAUGUAUCAGACCUUUGGAGUCGCUUCUCUUAGGAUAUAAGAGGGUCGUUGUUAAGGACUCUGCUGUGAACUCUGUUUGUUACGGUGCCAAGCUCAUGAUUCCUGGUUUGUUGAGAUAUGAAGACGGAAUCGAGCUUAAUGAUGAGGUUGUCCUUAUUACUACAAAGGGUGAGGCUAUUGCUCUCGGUAUUGCUCAAAUGUCUACUGUAGACCUCUCAACCUGUGAUCACGGUAUUGUCGCCAAGAUCAAGAGAUGCAUUAUGGAAAGAGAUACCUACCCAAGAAGAUGGGGCUUGGGUCCUGUUGCUCAAAAGAAGAAGCAACUCAAGGCCGAUGGUAAACUUGACAAGUUUGGCCGUGUUACUGAUGAUACUCCUGAGGCUUGGAAGUCUGCUUAUGUUGAUUUCCGCGGUGAUGCUGCCAAUGGCACUGUUGAUGCUCCUGUAUCUGCCCCUGUUGCUGCCCCUGAAACCCCAUCCAAGCCGUUGAUUGAAGAGGUUUCAGUUUCCUCUACUCCAGCUACUGCCGCUGAUGACGAUGAGUCGCCCAAGAAGAAGGAGAAGAAAGAAAAGAAGGAGAAGAAGGAAAAGAAGGAUAAAAAGAGAAAGGCUGAUGAUGAAGAUGAGUCUGAAAAGAAGAAGAAAAAGAAGAAGUCCAGCAAGGAGUAA
Molecule: messenger RNA, 1452 nt
Organism: Sugiyamaella lignohabitans
Lineage: Eukaryota; Fungi; Ascomycota; Dipodascomycetes; Dipodascales; Trichomonascaceae
Gene: CBF5
Product: pseudouridine synthase CBF5
Exons: 1
Coding region: 1-1452 (483 amino acids)
Biological process (GO): snRNA pseudouridine synthesis; mRNA pseudouridine synthesis; rRNA pseudouridine synthesis
Cellular component (GO): box H/ACA snoRNP complex
Molecular function (GO): RNA binding; pseudouridine synthase activity
Source: RefSeq, a predicted model, not a curated record